Messenger RNA from Aspergillus mulundensis, 1440 nucleotides. RefSeq lists its product as uncharacterized. Lineage: Eukaryota; Fungi; Ascomycota; Eurotiomycetes; Eurotiales; Aspergillaceae. Bases 1 to 1440 code for a protein of 479 amino acids. The record is from RefSeq and is a predicted model, not a curated record. The transcript has 3 exons.
AUGCGUAAAUCUCCCUCCGUGCUCCACCCUCUCCCCAACAGGCAGAGCCGGAAACGAGACGUGCCGGGGGAACGGCGUACUCUGCAGAUCCGCGUGAGGAUCCGACCGUCCCACCCUCAGAUUCGCAAGGCCCACGUGCCGCAGUUCCAGGAGCUCGGGGCUCUUCAGCGCACCCAGGACGAUCUCCAGUCCGCCGUCGAACAGCCGCACCCCGGAAAGCGUGAUGCUCUGCAGCGUUGCGCCGUGGCGCAGCAGGAACGAGCUCACCUUGGCCCCGCUGCCCAGCUGCCCGCUGCCGAAGUAGCCGCUGCCCAGCUCGAGCGUGCGCAGCGUCUGCGAGUGGAAUGGCGCGAUGCCGCUGGGGAGCUCCAUGCGGUCUUGGUGCAGGUCCAUGUCGCUGUGCGCUUCGGACCCCUCUGCCUGCUGGUCGGGCGUGAGGUGGUGCAGCACGUUCCCGACGUAUCGAAAGUCCAGGACCAGCGUCUCGAGCUUGCUGGUGGCGCGGACCAGGCUGUCGAUGUACGCUUCCUGUCCCCACUCGAAGGUCAUGUACCGGCCGCCGGAGAGCUUGAGCUCGCGGAGAUUCGACCACAUGGCGCGGAACUCGGGGUCGUGGACGUGCGCUGGGGACAGGCGGUGCAUGACGAUGAUGUCGAAGGCCAGCGCGAACUUGGUGAUUGGGCGGUUCAGCUGCGGCAGGAUGGUCAUGAGGACGAAGUAUGCGUCUGUGAGGAUGAGCUCGUCGUCGAAGACCUCGCCCUCGCGCAGGAAUGUUGUCCUGCGGAGGGCCUGGCGGGACUCCGACUCCGAUUCCGAGUCCGAUUCCGCCUCCGCGGUCGUAUCCGGGUUUGCGUUUGGGUUGGGGGCGCGUUCGUUGCUGGCCUCGCAGACGCGGAUGGAGGUCAUGUUCUCGAACCGCUGGAGGACUGUCUUCCAGUUGCUGAUGGGCUUCUGCGGGUGCACGAGGCGGCCCUUGAGGUAUGGGGAGGAGGAACUUUCGAGGCGCCGCCAGCCGAGACCCGUGCCGAGGCGGGUGGAGUUUUUGAUUCUGUCGCCGGUGAUGGUGAGCUGCUUGACUUGGGCGGCGAGGUGGGGGUCCCGGGAUAUGGCGUCGAGCUUCUCGAGGGAGGCGCGCGAGAGGUCGGUUGUCCGGUUGGAGAAGUUUUGGAGGUCCGCCAGUGGGAGGUGGCCUGCGAUGUUGUCCAGGAGCUCUGCGGGGAGGUCGCAAAGGGGGUUGGAGAGGUGAGUGUUGGUAAGAUUGGCCAUGUUGUUGGGUUGGUGCAACAUGAAGAUGUUUUGUUUGAGAUGGAGGAUGAUGAGGUUUGUCAGUUCGAUGAGAGAUCGAGAUCACCAUGCUCGGAAAAGCCUGGUCUUAGUGGCUUCUCUUCCCUUCUUCGUCUUCGGCCCAAGCGGCUUCCCGAGGCCGUGUACACCAGAUAA